Caenorhabditis remanei is the source of this 1725-nucleotide messenger RNA. RefSeq lists its product as uncharacterized. Gene Ontology annotation, molecular function: protein binding; histone H3K9 methyltransferase activity. Bases 1 to 1725 code for a protein of 574 amino acids. The record is from RefSeq and is a predicted model, not a curated record. Gene Ontology annotation, cellular component: nucleus. The transcript is spliced from 7 exons. Lineage: Eukaryota; Metazoa; Nematoda; Chromadorea; Rhabditida; Rhabditidae.
AUGAACUCCAAAAAUGUGUCAAACAAGAGAGAGUUUGAGAAGAUGACAUCUGGAACAAGAAACACAAGAAGUCACAAUGAGCACCGUUCCAAUGAUGAAGCAGGACCAAGCCAAGGACUUCGCCAAGUUCCACAAAGCCGGGUUCUUUUACCUCUUCAACAAAACUCGCAAAAUGCACCAAAAAGAACAAAAAUUGAGAAGAAGCAAAAUGAUCAGGAGCCGACAACAUCGAAUGCUUUGAUUCUUCCAGUGAAUCUUGACGACUCUACGGAUCCCCCAAAGACUGUGGUUGAAUCAGUUUUUGAUGACGGCUCCGAUGACACAAUUGACGAUGUGGUGGAGACAGAUGAGCAAAUCGCCACUCGCUUGAACCAAACUCUGAUUGCCAUAGUGAUCACAAACAACAGAAACAUCGCCAACCAGAGAAAUCCCAGAGUUAAAGUGAUCACUGAAUUUAAAUCUUUUAUUCCACAUGGCUGUAUUGAAGCCAAUAGAGCUCAACGCGCCGGGUCGUGGCGUCGAGACGAGAGACUCUAUCUGCCAGGAAUCCCAGCAAAGAAAUUCUGUGUGGAAGACGUGACCAUUCAUGGGGACUCUGAAAAUUACUGGCAAAUUCAAACACUUUUUAUGGACAAGAAAUGCAACGUGAAGGUGUACUUCGUUGGGUGGUCUUGUCUUGCGAUGGAGUCUCAGAAACGUCUGAAAUUGAGAAGCUCUGCCCCCGCCAUGAUCCAAAAUGUUGAAAUUCGAAACAAAUUUUUGGAAAGCCUCAAAAGAAUGGUGGACUCGGACGAAAUGAAAUAUUGCGUUGAUCGAGAGAAGAAUCUGAAUGAAGUCAUCGAGUCCAAUCCUGACCAUAUCUUUUGGGCGUAUCAGGACUUAUCGUUCUUCCACUCGAAAGUCCAUCUGAAUAAUCGGAUGGGCACUAUUUUCUAUAUGUGCAUGAGGAAGGAGAUGGUGACACCGCCCGUGUAUGCAUACUCCACCGUGAACGUCGUCCACAGCGACGCCUAUCUUCUGUGUGAAAAAUCUCCAAUGAUUCGCAGACUCCUUUCCACUCGAAUGACUUACGCCGAUCCGAACAAUCUCGGCGCAUGUGAGACGCCAGGAACAUGUCGGUGUAACUACAGGUUUAAUGAACUAUUCAAGUCUCACAUGCACGAAGACAUCCUGAUCAUCCCGAAAAAUCGACAAUACGACAAGCAUGGAUUAUUGGAUUUGGAAGGGCACAACAAUUACGAUGAGAGAGUUGUGAUGGAGUGCUCUGAUGCGUGUGGAUGUUCUUGGAGGUGCCCACGCCGACAACUUCAAAGAGGACAGCAGUUGAGUCUCGUUGUCUAUUAUUUGGAUGAGAUCAGAGGUUUUGGCAUGAAGGCGGCAGAACCAAUUAAGAAAGGGCAAUUCAUAUCUGAAUAUGUUGGCGAGAUGCGAGUGCUGAAGGAGGGUGAGAAGAGAAACACUUCCUAUGAUGCCGGAUUUGCUCUUCUCAACCGAAAUCUGGUCAUCACUUCGGAGAACAUCGGAAACGUCUCCCGGUUCUUUUCCCAUGCCUGCACCCCAAACGCCGCAUUCAUGGAGGUAUACUCCCGCCGAUAUGAGACGGACCCCCUCAUUCCAAGAAUCGGUGUCUUCGCCCUCCAGGACAUUGAAGUUGGAGAAGAUGUGACCGUCUCCUAUUGGUCAAAGGAUGCAAUGCCAGAAAAAUCUAAGUUGCAGUGCAAGUAA